Messenger RNA from Budorcas taxicolor (takin), 855 nucleotides. RefSeq names its product basic proline-rich protein-like. The coding region runs from base 1 to 855 and encodes 284 amino acids. The record is from RefSeq and is a predicted model, not a curated record. The transcript has a single exon. Lineage: Eukaryota; Metazoa; Chordata; Mammalia; Artiodactyla; Bovidae.
AUGUCCUGUGAGGAUCGCGCGCUGGUCUCCUGGCCCGAGGAGAGGGGCCCAGGCUGCUCUCUGAGACCGCAGAGCCCGGAGACCGCGGUGGGGGCCGGCAGGACGGCGUCCCAGGCGGCCGGCCCAGGGCGCGGUCUCCGCACGGACCCGCACCGCAGAGCCGCCUCCAGAGCGGCCCUGCACGAGCGACCGCCAGCGAGGGUCCAGAUCGCCGGCUCUGGGUCAGCUCCUCUCGCAGAGCGGCUCCCCCGGCGGCCGCGCGAGCCCGCGUCGCCCGGGACCCCCCGAGGCCCCUCCUCCGCCGGCCCCGCCCAGGGCGCGCGCGCCCCCGCGCCGCGGGAGGCCCAACGCCCGCCGGCGUGCCGGUUGGGAGGCGCGCGCGGUCUCCAUGGAGACGGCCGCGGGGACGCGCGCCCAACGCCCGCCGGCGUGCCGGUUGGGAGGCGCGCGCGGUCUCCAUGGAGACGGCCGCGGGGACGCGCGCCCAACGCCCGCCGGGGCCCGCAGCCCAGACCUCCGGCGCAGAUGGAGGCGGGCGGGCGCCAAGGGCCGGGGGCACUUGGGGGAAACGCGGAGGCUGGGCGCCCGCUCCCGCGUCCCUGGGACAGAGACGAGCGUCCCCACCCCGGGGACCCUCCCCCUUCUGUCCCCAGAGGCCUCCGCCGACCGACCCCGGCCGCGGCCGCCACCCUCUCCGGGGGUGAUGACUGUGCUUGCCGAGAACCUCCCCGCUGCCCACACGGAAGGCUGCCCCCAAGUCCUCGGAGCCCCCCGCCCAGGGCUCCAGGCCACAAGCGUCCCGCUGGAAAGGCUCCUUCCUCGCUUGGGCCCGCUGCUAGCCCCUCGCAGGCCUAG